GGUGUUGGAGUGUGAAACGCAGCUAGGUAUCAUGUGAGAGGCUAAUACAUGUUUUAAUUUACCCGCAAACGGAGUAACCGUUGUUAAAUCUGUUUCAGACAUAAAUUAUUAUAAUUAUUAUCAAGAAUUUUCCAUUAGCGGAAAAUCAUUGUAGAGUAAGGAGCUACAGAUACAUAAAGUUUGGUGUUAUACUUAUUUGAUGGUUGCAGUGAAAGGAUAUAUUAAAGUAGGAUUUUGACAUCAAAGAGAACGAGCUACAAUGGUGAAGAAAGCAUCUCUGUAUUUUACGAUAAGGAGAAACUUGUUAUUGCUGCUAACAUUGCUAGGUGUUUUAUUCGGUAUAGGUAUUGGCUUUGCUGUACGAUCAUGUUCUCCAUCGAGUAAUGCCUUAUUAUGGCUUGGUCUACCAGGGCAGCUGUACCUGCGACUUUUAAAGAUGAUGAUAGUUCCACUUAUAGUGUCAAGUGUCAUAACAGGAACUGCGUCUUUAGAUCCUAAAGCAAACGGGAAAAUAAGCAUGGUUGCUUUUGUUUUCGUUUUCAUCACAAACAUGAUUGGAACGAUUCUUGGUGUGCUUGCCUUUUACGCUUUUAGGCCAGGUGUAGAGAGUGGCAAUGCUAACAUACUCAACACAGCUGACACCAAACCAACAGAAACACAAGAUAUAUUUGCAGAUAUGCUAAGAAAUAUCAUCCCUGAUAAUUUAUUUGAAGCAACGUUUCAACAAACUUUGACUAAAUAUAAAUAUGAGAGAAAUUUAGCGAACAUUACUAAUACCACUGCAGGAAACGUAUCCCUUUCCAUAAUUGAGAAGACAAUAGGGAAAACCGACGGCCCAAAUUUACUUGGGUUAAUAUUUGCCUGUACUUUAUUUGGUAUGGCAGCAUCAACAUUGGGUGCUAAAGGGAAGCCACUCAUAGAUGUUUUAGAGGCAUUAACGCAAACAGUAAUAGUCAUUAUUCGAUGGCUUCUAUGGACAACGCCAUUCGGGGUGUUUAGUUUAAUUUUAGUUCCUGUUGCCAGUUUAGAAAACGUUGGUAAUGUGUUUCGUGACCUCGGUAUGUUUAUUGCCGCAGUCGUGGUUGCUUGUGUGAUUCAGCAACUCCUCGUCAUGCCUUUGGUUUUAUUCAUAACAACCCGACGCAAUCCAUACAAACAUCUUUCUGCCAUAUCGAGACCGUGGCUUAUUGCCUUUGCUGCUUCUAGCACGGCUGUUGCAAUACCAGAAAUGUUAACAAGUUGUGAAGUUCACCUCACAAUAGACAAAAGAAUUGCACGAUUCACCAUUCCUUUAAGCGUAACCAUAAGUGCCAAUGGAAGUGCUGUCUUCAUUGCAUGUUCCUGUCUCUUCCUUUCUAGUAUAUCCGGGAUGCCAACAACAGCUGCUACUCUUCUUACCAUAGGAUUUCUCACAACGAUGUCUGCUUUAGCAAUACCCUCCGUACCAAGUGCAUCAAUUGUUACCAUAGUAAUGAUACUGUCAUCUUUAAAUGUUUCACUGGACGCUAUAGCCCUUUUGUUAGCAGUGGAUUUUUUUCUUGACCGUGUUAGGACAACAAGUAGUGUUGUAAGCCACACAAUGUGUGCAGCCGUCACUCAUCACCUAUGUAAGGACAGGCUGACCGACUUAGAAACAAUAGAUGAAGGGGACGUUGAACUGACGAUUGAGCAGCAGGAAAAUCUACUUGCAGAAAAACAUCUGUCUGGAAAGAAAGAAAAUAUUGAAUUAACGGAUGCAUAUUGAAUUAACCAGUUUAGAACAGAUUUUACUUUUUAAUGAUUUUAUUGCAGUGUGUCUAAAUCGCAUGUACUAUCAUUUCAUAUUGACAAAUUUCUGAUGAUUUCAAUUCAAUUUCAAUAGUUGUGUCCAUAUUCAAUUUACUUUUGCAUUUCAUUGUCAUUUUAAAUAUUCUAGUUAUAAAUUGAAUGUACUUUUUCUUUCUAAAUGUUUCUAAUACAAUUAGAUUUAUCUGA
Molecule: messenger RNA, 1974 nt
Organism: Mercenaria mercenaria
Lineage: Eukaryota; Metazoa; Mollusca; Bivalvia; Venerida; Veneridae
Product: excitatory amino acid transporter-like
Exons: 11
Coding region: 260-1744 (494 amino acids)
Biological process (GO): L-glutamate transmembrane transport
Cellular component (GO): plasma membrane
Molecular function (GO): glutamate:sodium symporter activity; L-glutamate transmembrane transporter activity; neutral L-amino acid transmembrane transporter activity
Source: RefSeq, a predicted model, not a curated record